Molecule: messenger RNA, 303 nt
Organism: Xyrichtys novacula (pearly razorfish)
Lineage: Eukaryota; Metazoa; Chordata; Actinopteri; Labriformes; Labridae
Source: the annotation of a GenBank genome assembly
AUGGAUGUGUCGCUGACUGUUACUGGGGUGGUUUUUAAAGAAACAAGUCAUCAUGGCGGAGGACUUUGUGGGAAGGAAGCAGCAGCUUCAAUUUCCACUUCAUCCUCAUCCAAACUGUUCUGGAUGACAUUUUCUACCUUGUUGAAUGUAAUCACUUUUCCUCACACCCAACAUGGUAGCAUGUCCUCUCUCUCAACACUCAGUGACAGAAACACACCAAUACCCCUCCACACUAUUUCUGAAUGUUCUCACAGGUGUAAAUUUGGGGGUAAAGACAUCCUCUCUUUGAACUCCAGCACCUGA